Macaca mulatta (Rhesus monkey) is the source of this 2414-nucleotide messenger RNA. The record is from RefSeq and is a predicted model, not a curated record. Lineage: Eukaryota; Metazoa; Chordata; Mammalia; Primates; Cercopithecidae.
GGCUUCAACCUGGGAGAUGGAGGUUGCAGUGAGCUGGGAUCACGCCAGUGCACUCCAGUCUGGGUGGUGCGAGACUCUCAAAACGAAACAUCACUCUGGCAGCACUGUAGAGGAUGAACUGGUAGGGGCAAGACUAUUUGGAGACUUGCAAUAAUAUCUCAGGCAAAAUAUGAGGAAGGCUUAAACUAGGGCAAUGAAUGAAGGCUGGAGAGAACAUGAGUUUGAGGAAGUUUAAGGAGAUAGCAUCUGCAUACUUGGUUGCCAUUUGGGUGAAGUGAAAGAAGGAGAAGUGGUCUCGAAAAUGUUAUGUGGCGUGUUUCGCUUGGAGAUAAUGAAUUCAAAGUGAUGCCUGCUGUAACAGGUGUGCACAGUGCUGUAGAGGGUGCUUACAGUUCAGCUUAGGGCUGGUAGGAAGUAACAUGUGAGUCCUGAAGUCAGUCGGUCUGGGGGUCAUUGUCCUAAACAGAGAAGAUAGGAAGGAAAUAGGAGCUGAGCUUUUAGAGGUAUUCUUUGUGGUUUAAUAUUAUACCCAUGGGUCAUCCUCAAAAGAUGUGCCCGGAUUUCCCGGGGACUUUCAGAAACCCCGCUACCUUCCGACCCGCGGAACGCUCCAAGAGGAAGCGUCGCUAGGCCACCAGAGGGCGCCAGGCGGGCCGCAGCGACCCCAGAGUCGCGUUAUGGCCGCGGCGCGGGUACAGCUGCUCCUGUCCGGGCGUCCGGAGUCGGUGAGCUUCGCACGGAGUGUGUGUGGCCUCCUGGGAGCCGGGCCAGGGCUCGGGCCGUGGCCCAUUCACUGCGGCUUGAAGCGAGGACGGCUUGUCCUCUCGAGCAGGCCCUUCCCAGGCGCCUCCGCUAGGCUUCCGCUCCAGGUCAGCAGAAAGGGGCCUCAGAGCGGGGGUGGGGGCAGUGAAGGGCCGAAGACGGGGACUGAAAUCGGGUGGGAACUGGCGGCGAGGACCCCGCCUCCAACGCGCGGGGUAGCCCCAUUUUUGAAAGUCACGCCCACCCAGUGCCGCCCCACUUCUGAAGCCUUAACCCAGCUGGCUUCCUUCUGCCAGCGACCCCCUUUCUGCCCUUUUGCGGCCCUGGACGGGCGGCCCAGGGUUCCUGGGGCUGAGCUGCCCACAGAUCGAGGUGUGGACCUGGGUGUGGCCGUCAUUCUGCAGUCCAGCGACAAGACUGUCUUGCUGACCAGAAGGGCACGCACCCUCAGCGUUUCCCCCAACCUCUGGUACCCCCGGCUGCUGGAUGGAGGGCUUCGAGAACUUUGGGAAGAGUGUGGACUACACCUGCCCCAGGGCCAGUUCUCUUGGGUCCCUCUGGGUUUAUGGGAGUCUGCCUACCCUCCUAGGCUGAGCUGGGGUUUACCCAAGUACCAUCACAUUGUUCUGUAUCUACUCGUGAUCUCCCAGGAAUCACAGCAGCAGCUGCAGGCCCGGAUCCAACCAAACCCAAGUGAGGUGAGCGCCCUUAUGUGGCUGACACCAGAUGUAGCUGCUGCAGUGGCUGCCACAGAGGAUGGGACAGAGACACCCAGACUUCUCCCCCAGGACCUACCACCCUCUGUCCUUGCACUGGAACUAGAAGAGGAUGGAAGAGCCCGACCUCUGGUCCUGCCCAUGUCCACCCUGCUGCGGAUGAUCCCAACCAUGGCAGAGGGCAAAGAGAGAGUCAGCACUGGAACCAAGUUUGCCCUCAGGCUCUGGCUGCAACAUCUGGGCAGGGAAAAGUGAAAAGGGACUGGAGAGCUCCACAGCACUGGGCUGGAAUGGUCUGGUUUUACAGGCAUGGGGGAAAGGAAGGAAGGACAACCUCUCUGGGAAUUCUUCCAUGGAACACCCCCACCGUGUAAAAGUGCAGCUCACCUGGACCCAGGGCCAGCAAAGGAAGAAUGGAACAUGGACCCUCUUCCCCCAAACCAGGGCUCUGGAAAGUGAAGUGUAACAUCCCCUCCCUAGCCCAUCUCCGUGACACUCACAGAACAUUCACAACCUUUAUUAUGGGUGAGAGCUUCACUACAACUUUAGGAAUAAAAAGUAAAAUUACAACACAGGUCUCAGGCCUUGGACGAGCCUGAAAAAGAGGACUGGGAAGGAGGGCACAGGGUCCUCCCACCUCCCUGGAAAGGUGCAGAAUGAGCCAGGCCUAACCACAGGGCCAUGAGCCUCUAGAAGCUUAGGGCGGAAUAAGAAACACUGUGAACUUAAAUAUAUAAAUAGAGAGAGACCCAAGCAAUAGGCCGGGCCUGACUCCCAAACCACUGGGGGAUCAUGGCUAAGGCCUUACAUCCUCCUCUGUCAUACUGGAGUAGGAGGCAGGGGAAGUCAUCUUUGGAGUAUUUUGGUUUUUCUUAUUUAUGUACAAAAAAAUCCACAUCCACAAUCCAAAAUAAAGUUCUCUGUCCAUCUCUGAAA